AUGCUUUGUGCGCUGAAGCUUGCGGCCCUCGCGGUCCUAAUCCAGGUCAGACUGGGAGCGGCUUAUCUUGUCGAUCCACCCACCACUGCCCCAAGUGACACCAUCCAGGACUGUACCAACUGGGCGGUUGCAACAUCUUCAGAUACCUGCAACACCCUUGCAGAUUCGGGCGGUAUCACUUUGAGUCAGCUGUACUCUUAUAAUCCCUCACUUGCCACGUCAGGUUGUCCCGUACAGGUUGGCCUGUCAUACUGCAUUGAGCAGAACUUUGGGGUUCCUCCUACCCCUACCACGACGGCGCCACCUCCACCAACGAGCUCGGCAGGCAAUGGGGUCACCACGCCAACACCAACGCAAGAUGGAAUGACCACAAACUGCAACAAGUUCCACAAGGUUGUGUCUGGAGACACUUGCGGUGCCAUUGCGAGUGCUGCCGGUAUCAGCGUCAGUGACUUCUACUCCUGGAACCCAUCUGUGAAGACCGACUGCUCUCUGCUGUUUCUGGACUAUUAUGUCUGUACGGGCAUUAUCGGAGGAAGCUCUCCCCCAACAACUACCACCCCUGGUAAUGGCAUCUCGACGCCGACACCAACUCAAGAUGGCAUGACAGGUAAUUGCAACAAGUUCUACAAGGUUAAAAGCGGGGACACUUGUGGAAGCAUUGCUUCAUCCUCGGGCAUCAGCCUGGUCAACUUCUACGCGUGGAACCCGGCCGUCAAGUCCGACUGCUCCCUCCUGUUCCUUGACUACUAUGUGUGUGUCAAUGUGAUCGGCAACACUCCGACAACUACCAAGCCCGGUAAUGGUGUGGCAACUCCGACUCCUACUCAGACAAAUAUGACAAAGAACUGCAAGACAUUCCAUCUUGUCGUCUCGGGGGAUACAUGCCAAAAGAUUGCUGACAACGCACACAUCUCCCUGGCCAAUUUCUAUUCGUGGAAUCCUGAUGUGAAGACUGAUUGCUCCCUCUUAUUCCUGGGGUACUAUGUCUGUAUUGGACUUAUCUAA
Molecule: messenger RNA, 1008 nt
Organism: Thyridium curvatum
Lineage: Eukaryota; Fungi; Ascomycota; Sordariomycetes; Thyridiales; Thyridiaceae
Exons: 3
Coding region: 1-1008 (335 amino acids)
Source: RefSeq, a predicted model, not a curated record